CGGCGUGGGGGCGGUGCCUCACGUCUGGUACAGUCAUCCCAAGCCCCUUCGGCGGGACUGUAAUGGCCGGAGAGAUGACGAUCUUAGGAUCAGCUGUUUUGACUCUCCUAUUGGCUGGCUAUUUGGCACAACAGUAUUUACCAUUGCCUACUCCAAAAGUGAUUGGCAUUGACCUGGGCACCACCUAUUGUUCUGUUGGGGUGUUUUUUCCUGGCACAGGAAAAGUAAAGGUGAUUCCAGAUGAAAAUGGGCAUAUCAGCAUACCUAGCAUGGUGUCUUUUACUGACAGUGAUGUAUAUGUGGGAUAUGAAAGCUUAGAGUUGGCAGAUUCAAAUCCUCAAAACACAAUCUAUGAUGCCAAAAGAUUCAUAGGCAAGAUUUUCACUCCAGAAGAGCUUGAAGCUGAAAUUGGCAGAUACCCAUUUAAGGUUUUAAACAAAAAUGGAUUGGUUGAGUUUUCUGUGACAAGUAAUGAGACCAUCACCGUUUCCCCAGAAUAUGUUGGCUCUCGACUAUUGUUAAAAUUAAAAGAAAUGGCAGAAGAAUAUCUUGGAAUGCCAGUUGCUAAUGCUGUCAUUUCUGUACCAGCAGAAUUUGACCUAAAACAAAGAAAUUCAACAAUUGAAGCAGCCAACCUUGCAGGACUGAAGAUCCUGCGAGUAAUAAAUGAACCUACAGCAGCAGCAAUGGCCUAUGGUCUCCACAAGGCUGAUGUCUUCCAUGUCUUGGUUAUCGACUUGGGCGGAGGAACUCUAGAUGUGUCAUUACUGAAUAAACAAGGAGGGAUGUUUCUAACCCGAGCAAUGUCUGGAAACAAUAAACUUGGAGGACAGGACUUCAAUCAGCGGUUGCUUCAGUACUUGUAUAAACUGGUGUACCAAACAUAUGGCUUUCUCCCAUCUAGGAAAGAGGAAAUCCACAGAUUAAGGCAAGCUGUAGAAAUGGUCAAAUUAAAUCUGACUCUGCAUCAGUCUGCCCAGAUAUCUGUAUUGCUAACAGUGGAGGAAAAGGAUGGAAAGGAAGCUCAGAGUAAUGACACUGAACUGCCAAAGGACAAACUUAACCCAGUAGAUGGUCAUGCAAACAGAGAGUUUGGACCCGGCCUUUUGGAAAAGAAAAGUGGGAAAAGUCAGGUUUUAUUUGAAACAGAAAUAUCUCGGAAGCUCUUUGAUAGCCUUAAUGAAGAUCUCUUCCAGAAAAUACUUGUGCCCAUUCAGCAAGUAUUAAAAGAAGGCCACCUGGACAAGACUGAGAUUGAUGAGGUCGUUUUAGUUGGGGGCUCUACUCGUAUUCCUCGAAUCCGCCAAGUCAUUCAAGAGUUCUUUGGAAAGGAUCCCAACACAUCUGUAGACCCUGACCUGGCAGUGGUGACAGGCGUGGCCAUCCAAGCAGGGAUUGAUGGAGGCUCAUGGCCUCUCCAAGUCAGUGCUUUAGAAAUUCCCAAUAAGCAUUUACAAAAAACCAACUUCAAUUGAAUUCUGGAGUAAUGAUGUGUGAUCAAAUACAAAUACAUGAUCUUAUCUGGUGAGCUCUUCCCCUUUAUCAGAGCACCUCCUCCAAAAAAAGAGAAUUACUAUCUAAAAUAUGUCACAGAUUUACCUAGAAGGCAAUAUUUAGAUAAAAUAAAAUUUUACAUAGCAUAUAUAUAUAUUUUUUUUUUUUUUUUGGAGAGGUCUCAUUCCAGUACAUACUCUUAUUAGAGGAGCAUAGGUGGCUAUAUUUUCUGAAUUCUGGAAAUAGAUAACCAUAUGCACUUAACAUUGUAUUCUGUAAACAUUAAAUAGUGCCAAUUAUAAGAUUUCCCAGUUCUUACUAAAUUGUGUUAAUAGGAGCUGGUAAUUUCUUUACUUGGUCAUCACAUCUAACUAUAAAUUUGAAUAUACUUGAAUGACAGUGUUGAUGUCAGGUAUUUUCAUUGGAAGGUACCAGUAUUAUUAAGCUGCAUAUAUAUUCAAUAACGGCCAUAUACAAAUUUACUUUUACAAAUUCAAUGUCCAGUUGUGUGUCAUAUGCACAUAUUCUGCUUUUUCCAGAUUAUCUUAAUGUAUUUCAUGAAUCAGUUUUGCUUUCUAAAAUAAGUACAGAUUUAUUCAAAUUUUUCUGUAUCAGCUAGUAGAAAUACCCAAUUUUUAUUGUAGGUCCUUCAUCUACUGUGCAUCAUUCUCUGCUUGGAUUUCCAUGAUUCUGCUUGGCUAGAAUACAGUAGGGAAUUAUUAGUUGCAUUCUUAAAAUGUGUUAUUGUCACAAUAAAGUCAUUGCUAUUUCAUUUUUGUAAACCAGGAUGUGCAGAUAUUAGUAAAUAGCAUUAAUUACC
Molecule: messenger RNA, 2314 nt
Organism: Urocitellus parryii (Arctic ground squirrel)
Lineage: Eukaryota; Metazoa; Chordata; Mammalia; Rodentia; Sciuridae
Gene: Hspa13
Product: heat shock protein family A (Hsp70) member 13
Molecular function (GO): ATP-dependent protein folding chaperone; ATP binding
Source: RefSeq, a predicted model, not a curated record